Ochlerotatus camptorhynchus is the source of this 702-nucleotide messenger RNA. RefSeq lists its product as uncharacterized. The record is from RefSeq and is a predicted model, not a curated record. The coding region runs from base 1 to 702 and encodes 233 amino acids. The transcript has a single exon. NCBI's taxonomy places the organism in Eukaryota, Metazoa, Arthropoda, Insecta, Diptera, Culicidae.
AUGAUUUGUGCCAAAGUUGAUCUCGAACUUCUCGAUCAACUUGGAUUGUACGAGAAGAAUGUCUUCUGGAUGUGCGAUCACUGUGCGGCGCUUUUUUCAAACGGCCACUUCCGUAAUAUCGUGAGCCGUGACGUCAAUCAGACUUCUGUGGCUCCAAACGCGGUUGAUUCGAUGAAAGAGGACAUCGAGAAAUUGAAUUCGGCUGUUAUUGCUCUUGCAGCCAAAGUGGAAUCGAAGAUCCCAGUCAGCUCAACUCCACGUUGGCCUAAAAAUGACCGCUUUGAUUCCGGUCGUGGCACCCCGAAACGUCGCCGUACUUCAUUUAGCACUGAUGACAAGCCCAUACUGUGUGGUAAGAAAGCACCUAUCGACUCGGUCAGAACCGUGGACCUGAACGAUGAUCUGGUGUGGGUUUACUUAUCGGCGUUUCAUCCCACUACUACGAACGAUGAAAUUUCAUUUCUUGUCUCUAAGUGUUUGUGUCUGGAAACAGACGAGAAACCUCGGGUUGCCAAGUUGGUUCCCAGAGGAAAAGAUCCGUCAACGUUAAACUACGUUUCCUUCAAAGUCGGCGUCAACCAAAACAAACGGGAUGUUGCCCUUUCCUGCGAUUCGUGGCCGGAGGGCAUUCAGUUUCGUGAGUUCGAUGAUUCCCGGUCAAAGAAGGUGACCAAAAUCACCCGUAUUGGUCCAGCACAGUGA